This is a messenger RNA of Poecilia reticulata (guppy), 1533 nucleotides long. It is a transcript of the gene tank, whose product is annotated as TRAF family member-associated NFKB activator. Gene Ontology annotation, biological process: negative regulation of canonical NF-kappaB signal transduction. The record is from RefSeq and is a predicted model, not a curated record. NCBI's taxonomy places the organism in Eukaryota, Metazoa, Chordata, Actinopteri, Cyprinodontiformes, Poeciliidae.
UGUGAUUGGUCCGGGCCGAGUCAAGGCGGAAGUCUACAGAGCAGGGGGAUUCCCCGAGGGAAGUUCCCAACUCAAACUGGGGCUAUGUAAAACAUACAGCGCCAUAUCCUCUCCAGCGCUUCGUAACUUUGCAUCUGAAGAUUAGGGCGACGAUGCUGCGGUGGUGUCAAAACAACAAAUACGACUUAAAUAAUAGGGGACUCAAGUGAAGGGCUCAUGCCUGCCGUGACAGUGAUGACAAGGCAUGGACAGGAAUAUUGGAGACCAGCUAAACAAAGCUUUUGAAGCUUAUCGCCAGGUCUCCAUCGAAAAGGACAAUGCUCAAAAGGAGUUGCAAAAAAUGAAGGAACAUUAUGAGCGGUACACUCAAGAACUUAUAAAGCAGAUAGAAGACCAGCAGCGUUUGAUUUCUGAUCUUGAAACUGAGUUGUCAGCAACAAGGCAACCCUCAGGAGAGAUGAAAUGUGAGCCUCGCAACCAUCUUCUCAAACCAGCUGCCUCUAGUAGGAAGACACAGUACCGGGGGAAUGUGGCCACUGUUGCUGGUGCUUCAAAUUUGACAGUCAACAGCAGCUCCGACUAUCAGGACAUGUUGGCGGCAUUUGAAGCAAUUCAGGGCAAAUUCCGACAGAUCCAGACACUGACUACAAAGCAGAAACACCAUCUGAAAAGGUUCCACGGAAGUUACGACAACUCAAACGACCAGCGCUUCUCCAUGCCGAUCCAGUGCACGGACGGAACCGUAGAAGCAGAGAAGCCCUUUCCUACGCCUCUGAGGCUAACUGCGGACGUCCCCCGCCUGCCUGCACCCUUGGCGUCUCGUGGCACCAGUCGGGAGGACAGAGACUUGGUAGACUCUCUCGCCAAACUCAGUGUCAAAUUCCCGCCCCCCACGGACAGUGAAUACGACUUCCUGAACAGUGCCCCGGAGAGGAACAUCGGCCUGCCGGUGGCUCGAAAGCCGCCCCUCGGCUCCCCCACUCUGCCAGAGGAGGAGCCCGUGGAACUGCCCUUGCCUUUUGUCUAUCCCACGUCCCCCUCCCACUCGCCAUCCUCCUCACCCUCCCAUGAGAGCGUGCGGGGACCCGAGCAGCCCCUGUGGACCCCCGAGCUGUGUGACGCCGUUGACAUGGGAGCCAACCAGGAGCCUCUGAGCAGCUGUCCCGUUGAAUGCGCAUUCUGUCCCGAUUUAGUUCCCCAGAACCUCAUGACAAGCCAUCUCUACUUGCACUUCUUGCCAAAGAAGGAAGCAGAGAAUUGACAGCAGACUGACAGGCAAAGGUCCGAACUUACUUCAAGAACUUUUUUUACUGUUUUUAUGGUCUUUGCAGGCGCGAUCCUGCUUGCCAUGAACUCCAAAGCGCUGUACAGGAUUUGAAAAUUACACUGCUAUAAGACUUGAAUUCAUUUAUUUAAUACUGAAGAAUUUAAUGGUACACUUUCUUGUCCAUACUGAUUUUCUAAUAUCACACUGAGAAUUUACAGUGAUGCAUAUGGUAUAUAUGAGCAAAUAAACGAUAUAUUUACUCUUGA